AUGGCAGACCCAUUUUCCAUCACCGGCAGCGCCGUCGGUGUUGUUUCUCUCGCGAUCCAACUUUGCAAGGGCCUAGAAUGGUAUGUCAGCGGUGUCAAGGACGCAAAGGACAAGGCUGAGCAGAUUGCGGCGGAGACGGAAGAGCUUGCGAAUCUACUUGAACUACUCGAGACCAUCAUUGGUCGAGUGAAUCAGUCCCAGUCCGUGUCAGCGACGCAUACCGGUAUUGCAUCGUGUGCAGAUGCUAUAGUGACUAUCAGGAAGAAACUCAAGCCUGAUGAUCAAACGUCGAGUGGCGGGAUCAAGUCGAGCUUGAAGAGGCUGGGCAAGCGGAUGACUUUUCCGUUCAAAGAGGCAGACAUCAAGUAUUGGAAGGACGCUCUAAAUACGAUACAGCAAAGUUUACAGACUGCGCUACUUGCGCUCGUCAUUGACCAACAACGCUUGGCCUCUGAAGAUAUUAGGCUAUGUUUCACCCAGCUAUCCUUGGAGCAAAGCACGCAGCAUUUUUCUGGCUUACAGCUUCAAAGAGAUAAUUUCGAUAGGACCCAACUUCAGCUCGCCGGACAAUCACAAAUCCUUGACACAGGGUUCACAGCCACGUCGCAUAGCCUCCGUAGUCUUCACGCCGAUGUAUAUAAAUUACAACACUCGAUGCAACCUAUUGUCUCUCAAACUCCAUAUCUGGGUCAUUUGCCACGACUCCAGUCUACUCUGGAGCGCAUGGUACUCACGUCUUUUACCCACGCGGUACCGACUAACAGAAGCCAGGAAGCAAAGCUUAACGAAGUAUGCUUGACGACAGACUAUACACUGGAAACCGACGUAAUGAGUCUGAGAUCGCUUCAACGGAAGGGUCGAAGGUUGAACCGACGAUUCGCACAAGUCGCAUGUACAUGCCAACCGCAGACCUCCGCGCUGGGUUAUCAAUCAAAACAGCUCUCACUCAUAUGCACGAGAACCUCGAAUCACGACCCUCAAUGCCCACAAUCCUCCAUUCAGGGAGCAGUAACAGAUCUGCAACUCCGGGCUACACUGUGUAGUCUCAUCCUCAGAACGAAGGUUUCGCUGUCGCUUAAACUAUCUUAUGACGCUGGAUUCUCGGUCACACAGAAUCUGCAGUGUCACCGUGUUGUUGAUGAAUCAUCUCCUGCUUUCGCCCUUGUUAAAAAUCUUGUGUGGUUCGAUAACAACAUGUCAGAUGAGAUCUUUCGUGGAGAGGUCGACAGAUUAUUUGCAAUGUUUCAGCACAAACAAGCGUCACCACAUGAUCGACUAGAAGAUGGAAGUACGCUUUUACAUCACUUAUGUUUUUAUGUUAGACUUUCAUCAUCAUUUGGAAACGGAAACAGUCUUGAAGCCACUGCGAACCUUCGCUAUCUUUUUACAGUCCUCCUUCUCCACAUGUCAACUGAGGCUUUGGAAACAAACGACGAAGGCCUUACAUGCGUAGACGAGCUUGUGAUGAAUGUUCGUCCACAACAUUCAGAUUUCUACAUGAAUCUCUUGACUACACUAUUAAAGCACGAUUUGCAGGUUACUCGGUAUGGUUUACUGCAAAUAGUGUCCAUAAGCGCUGAGCGGUCGAUGGCUUUUGCUGGAUUCCCAUUCAAAAGUUUUGUCAACCCAUUGUUAGACGAUAGCGAGCUACUAGAGGCGAUAAUAAUGAAAUCCGACAAUCACAUCAGGCAUGUCCUUAAUCAGGCUCAGGACCCGCAAGCUCUGGAUCCCGAAUCGGUGGCCUACGCUCUUGCCAUGGCUACCAUUAAUGGUUGGAUAGAGGGCUGCAAAAGCAUGCUUGAAGCAGGGCUCAUGACAUGCCUGGACAAAGACUAUCGCAUUUUCAAUCCUGCUAUCUUGCUCCGAUGCUCAGUUGGUACAAACCAACUGGACAUGUUGCAAUUCUGGCUGUCACAAAGGGAAAAACACAAGUCCUUCCAGCUCGGCGUCAUUGGCAGUGUUGAAGACAUGCUGGACGCCGAUGACAGAAAUAUGAACGCUUCCUAUAACAUGGACGAGAUUCGAAUUCUUGUGGAAUAUCUCUCCAGUUCAAGGCACGACAUCAGGCUGUUGGCAGAAGAGCACGGACGUGCUUUGGUCGAUACCGACGGUCAGCACUUAUCACUACAGCCCAUUACGAAACUGCUUCUCGACUUGACCUUUUGGGUUGAUGAAGCGGCCCGGUCUCUCGAGCUUUGCCACAUCAUACAUGAGUAUAUCCGCUUAUUCGUCUUCUCAUACCUGGAACUAAGACACAUCUGCUGCGAUAUCAAUCGCAUUGAGCACGAUGGCGAUAAGGAUCCUGAUUGUACCAGACAACCAUACCCUCGGUACUCUCCAAGGGAAGAACAACGCAUAAAAAACGAGGACACACACCUACACGCAGUUCUCGAAGAGCUAGUAUCCCAGCUCAUCUCUCAAUACGAUUCUGUCGGUAAAAGCCUCCAGGACUUUGUCGUCGAUGUACUACUUCCGAAAAUGCGUGAAACUGCGACAGCGUUGAAAGAGGAGGACAAAGCACUGUAUGCGCUGGGAAGAAGAGAACUAGGUGUUAUCAUUCAUGAGGACGAAGCUGAGUCGGAACAAGGAGAGAGCAGUGAGGAAGAGGAAGCAACUGAUGUUGAGGAGGAGUCGGAAGAGGAAUAUUGA
Messenger RNA from Alternaria atra, 2649 nucleotides. RefSeq lists its product as uncharacterized. The transcript is spliced from 4 exons. The coding region runs from base 1 to 2649 and encodes 882 amino acids. NCBI's taxonomy places the organism in Eukaryota, Fungi, Ascomycota, Dothideomycetes, Pleosporales, Pleosporaceae. The record is from RefSeq and is a predicted model, not a curated record.